CACACACACACACACACACACACACACACACACACUGUAAAGAUGCAAAAACGUAAUAUCCAUGAAGAUCCUAUUACCUAGGAAGACUCGGCUGUUUUGCUGCGAAUGCGGUGUUGGGAUUUAUUUGUUCUUGGAGUGUUCUGCAUGGCUGGUAAAGAAUAAUGUUCCAAAAUCGGUCCAUCUCCCAAGGGGUCCAAUUUUUCUUCCCGGGUGUCAGCGAGCCCUGACUCACUACACUGCAGCUGACAGGGGCUGUCAUGCAGGCGGCCCCUAAGCCAAAGCAAAAGACCUAAGGACGGCCUUUGAACAAUACAAAGGAUGGGUUUCAAUGUAAUCAGGCUACUGCGCGGUUCGGCGGUAGCAGCGGUUCUGGCCCCCACUGUUUUACUGACAAUGCUUUCCUCUGCUGAACGAGGAUGCCCUAAGGGUUGUAGGUGCGAAGGCAAAAUGGUCUACUGUGAAUCUCAGAAACUGCAGGAGAUCCCUUCAAGCAUAUCAGCCGGUUGCUUGGGCUUAUCCCUUCGCUACAACAGCCUCCAAAAACUUAAGUAUAAUCAAUUCAAAGGGCUCAACCAGCUCACCUGGCUCUACCUUGACCAUAACCAUAUCAGCAAUAUUGACGAGAAUGCUUUCAAUGGGAUACGCAGGCUCAAAGAGUUGAUUCUGAGUUCCAACAGAAUCUCUUAUUUUCUUAACAACACCUUCAGACCUGUGACCAAUUUGCGGAACUUGGAUCUGUCCUAUAAUCAGCUCCAUUCUCUGGGAUCUGAACAGUUCCGGGGCUUGAGGAAGCUGCUGAGUUUACACCUCCGCUCCAACUCCCUGAGAACCAUCCCGGUGCGGAUCUUCCAAGACUGUCGCAACCUGGAACUUCUGGACCUGGGCUAUAACAGGAUCCGAAGUUUAGCCAGGAACGUCUUUGCGGGUAUGAUCAGGCUCAAAGAACUUCAUCUGGAGCACAAUCAAUUUUCCAAGCUCAACCUGGCGCUUUUCCCAAGGUUGGUAAGCCUUCAGAACUUGUACAUGCAGUGGAAUAAAAUCAGCGUCAUAGGGCAAACCAUGUCCUGGACUUGGAGUUCCCUACAGAGGCUUGACCUAUCUGGGAAUGAGAUCGAAGCCUUCAGUGGACCCAGUGUCUUCCAGUGCGUCCCCAACCUGCAGCGCCUCAACCUGGAUUCCAACAAGCUCACAUUUAUUGGUCAAGAGAUUCUGGAUUCUUGGAUCUCUCUCAAUGACAUCAGUCUUGCUGGGAAUAUAUGGGAAUGCAGCAGGAAUAUCUGUUCCCUGGUAAACUGGCUGAAAAGUUUUAAAGGGCUGAGAGAGAAUACAAUUAUCUGCGCCAGUCCCAAAGAGCUGCAGGGGGUCAACGUGAUCGAGGCAGUGAAGAACUACAGCAUCUGUGGCAAAAGCACCACCGAGAGGUUUGACCUAGCCAGGGCGCUCCCCAAGCCCACGUUUAAGCCCAAGCUUCCCAGGCCGAAGCACGAGAGCAAGCCUCCGCUGUCCCCCACGGUGGGAGCUACGGAACCCAGCCCAGAGACAGAUGUGGACACGGAGCACAUCUCCUUCCAUAAGAUCAUCGCGGGCAGCGUUGCCCUUUUCCUGUCGGUGCUGGUCAUCCUCUUGGUGAUGUACGUGUCCUGGAAGCGGUACCCCGCCAGCAUGAAGCAGCUGCAGCAGCGCUCCCUCAUGCGAAGGCACCGGAAGAAGAAACGGCAAUCGCUCAAGCAAAUGACUCCCGGCACCCAGGAAUUUUAUGUAGAUUAUAAACCCACCAACACGGAGACCAGCGAGAUGCUGCUGAACGGAACGGGACCCUGCACCUAUAGCAAGUCAGGCUCCAGGGAAUGUGAGAUACCUUUAUCAAUGAAUGUGUCCACCUUUCUGGCAUACGACCAGCCCACAAUAAGUUACUGUGGGGUCCAUCAUGAACUUCUCUCCCAUAAGUCCUUUGAAACGAACGCACAGGAAGACACGAUGGAAAGCCACCUAGAGACUGAGCUGGACUUGAGCACAAUCACAUCAGCUGGCCGCAUCAGUGACCAUAAACCACAGCUGGCUUGACCGAGCCAAGCGGUCGCCCAGACUUGCUACCAAACUGUAACCUCAACCACAGAGAGAGGAAAUUUUGUUCAUUGCAACUCUCAAAAUCAAAGCAAAACAAAAAGUUCCCUGUUCAAAUAAACAAAAUUCCAAGAUUGGUUCAUGAAAUAAAUGAAGACAUGAAUUGUUUCAAGUCUAUACUUUGUAACUAGCUAAGUUGUGCAGUAUUUUUUUGACUUUGACAGAGAAUGGCCCUGAAAAAAAAAAACAAUUUUUUUCCAAAACUCAUCCUACCUAUGUGUAAAAAUUGUACAGCGCUAAUGUAUUUUUUCAUAUUAUAAAAUUUCAAUUCUAGGAACAACUGGUAUGUACAGUACCAUAAUUUAAUUAUGCUUUACUUUACACCUUUCCGUUUCUAAAAUUUUAAAUUAACAAACAUUAUUUCUUGUGUUCUUGAGAGUUACUCGGUUUUGUAGGGGCUGUUUUGUUACUGCGUUUGUGCCCAGAAACCUGUGCUGUGCGAACAAUGCACGAUUUUUAUCAUUAUCACGCUUACUGCAUAGAAUUUUAUCUUCUUGUUCCAGAAAUAAUACAUUAACCAAAAAAGGUUUUAAUUGUUCAGACGUGUAAGAGGUUCUUCAAUUACAUAGACAGGUCUUUCUUAUAAAUGAAAAAAAAAUCAGAUUUUUUUAACAGUUCUAAGACUUAACUGUUGCCUUGAAUUACAGCCUAGUUUCUAAGCAGUGAAAUGUAAUGAUAAAGAGGGAUAUUUUAACAAAGUAUUUCCGAAUGAAUGACUCAUUAUUUCAUUCUUUUGAGUAGCCAUUGUUAAGGGUAGGGGAAAGCAUGGACCAAACAUCACUAGAAACAAAGGUCGUAACCACAGCAACAGACUUUGAUACACUUCAAAGGGGCAGCUACAGUGACAAAGAAAACUUCCGUUAUAUCUCCUUCUUGUCAGACCAAGGUGGGAUGACACGGUAUAAUUGUACAGUAGCAAUUUUUUUCUCUUAAUUAACCCAAAGUGGUUUUAUCUAAAAAUAACCACAAGUCAUUUCAAACCGUGCCUGGUUCUUAAGGCAAGUUUUCAUUUAGAAGGUAAAACUAUAUUUGGGGAAUAUCUCAAAGGAAAAAUACAGAAUUUUUCUUAUUGUGUACCACACCCAAGAAAGAACAUUAAAAAUCUAGUUCUUUCAGUAUAGAAGUGCUUAGUGGAGAAAACUCACUACAGAAUAGACUGCAACAGUCUACAGUUCCCUUGUUCAUGCUGUUCAUUUGGGGAUUUGGCUACAAAUUAUCCAAAACAAUUAGCAAGUAAUGUUAGACAUCAAUCUAAAUCACAUAUUGGUUACAUGAUUGCGUUUUAAAUUAAAAUCAAAUUAAGAAAACCUGAAUUUUCCACAGCUGAAAUGACAACUUGUAUCUCUAGUCUACCUGACAGGUUAUUGUUGGAAAUAUUAGUUUGUCCAUGAUAAUCACAUAGUUUUGAAUGUUUGGAUAUAAAACUGCAAGUGUCAAUCACGGUUAUGUGAAGAGAAGCAUUGUUUUUCAUGGUUUAACAAUAUUCAUGACAUCAGAAGUAAAGGACAAAACCGUCAGUCUAACAGCGGUCAAACCAAUCAAAAAUGAUAGAGAAAAACAGGAAACGAAAAACGUUGUCAAACUUAAUUUUUUACCUCCUCUUAAGAAACACUUUCUGUAUGCACACAGUUUCACACAGACUGAUCACAGCAAAUUUAAAAACAACACUAGGAAGAAAGAAUUUCAAAAUUAUAAAACAAUUAUCUGCUGGAAAAAAGAGGGGGUAAGCAAAAUAAUAGAAGCAUCAAUUUUAAUGUAACUACAAAUGUGUCAAAUAUUUAGCAUCCCAGAUUUUGUAACAUAUUUUGCAUAAGUUAUUUACUAUUCAAUAUUUUUGUUAUUUAAGUCUAAUUUGAAUCUUAAUUGUUUUCCAGUUUCUUGUUUCUUUGCAAUGUAUUAUUCUGAUUGUUCUUGAUCCCUUACACUGAGAUUUCGCUCUGAACAAAAUUUAAACUGGGUUACAAAUCUAUUCUUUGUGAGUCUGGAAUCAAAUGGAAUUUUAUUAUAUAAACCAAAAUGUUAUUUGCAACUUUUUCAUUAGAAGUCAUUCUCCCAAGGAUCCAAAAAAAAGCAUUAAUUUGUAAAACUAAGCACCUUCAAACUUUUCCCAGAUGCUUCACAAGUUGACAAAUAAUUUAAAAAAGAAAAAAAAAAAGAACCUUAAGACUCCAAAGGAGCCUUACAAAUGUAUACCCUUCAUUUCCUGAUGCAAAGCACUUUCUUUAAACAUUUUAAUAUAUCAUUUUUGCAAAUUCUUUGAGAAUCUCAUCUGUGCAUACAGUGUAUUUUGAUCAUAUUCACCCCCAACACAUCCCCAGCUCUCCUAGAUCUAUCCUUGCCUGCAUCCCCAAAGCCCUUACACACAAACACACACACACACAC
This is a messenger RNA of Microtus ochrogaster (prairie vole), 4506 nucleotides long. It is a transcript of the gene Lrrtm3, whose product is annotated as leucine rich repeat transmembrane neuronal 3. The record is from RefSeq and is a predicted model, not a curated record. Gene Ontology annotation, molecular function: protein binding. Gene Ontology annotation, cellular component: plasma membrane. NCBI's taxonomy places the organism in Eukaryota, Metazoa, Chordata, Mammalia, Rodentia, Cricetidae.